Messenger RNA from Myotis daubentonii (Daubenton's bat), 1437 nucleotides. It is a transcript of the gene HNRNPH3, whose product is annotated as heterogeneous nuclear ribonucleoprotein H3. The record is from RefSeq and is a predicted model, not a curated record. Gene Ontology annotation, molecular function: RNA binding. Lineage: Eukaryota; Metazoa; Chordata; Mammalia; Chiroptera; Vespertilionidae.
AGUCGCUGUGCUGCGCAGCUUCCUCCGCGGCAGCCUCCGCUGGAGACGGUUGGAAGAGCCGUUGUGGGGGCGCUACACGAGGAGAGCGAGUCCUUCCUCCGGCCGGACCCCGCGGGCGCUGCAGUCGCUGACAGGGUAUCUGAAGUAACAGGGGCAUUUAAUCAAACGGUAUUGAGAUGGAUUGGGUUAUGAAACAUAAUGGUCCAAAUGACGCUAGUGAUGGGACAGUGCGACUUCGUGGACUGCCAUUUGGUUGCAGCAAAGAGGAAAUAGUUCAGUUCUUUCAAGGGUUGGAAAUCGUGCCAAAUGGGAUAACAUUGACGAUGGACUACCAGGGGAGAAGCACAGGGGAGGCCUUCGUGCAGUUUGCUUCAAAGGAGAUAGCAGAAAAUGCUCUGGGGAAACACAAGGAAAGAAUAGGGCACAGGUAUAUUGAGAUCUUCAGAAGUAGCAGGAGUGAAAUCAAAGGAUUUUAUGAUCCACCAAGAAGAUUGCUGGGCCAGCGACCAGGACCAUAUGAUAGACCAAUAGGAGGAAGAGGGGGUUAUUAUGGAGCUGGGCGUGGAAGUAUGUAUGACAGAAUGCGACGAGGAGGUGAUGGAUAUGAUGGUGGUUAUGGAGGUUUUGACGACUAUGGUGGCUAUAAUAAUUAUGGCUAUGGAAAUGAUGGCUUUGAUGACAGAAUGAGAGAUGGAAGAGGUAUGGGAGGACAUGGCUAUGGUGGAGCUGGUGAUGCAAGUUCAGGUUUUCAUGGUGGUCAUUUUGUACAUAUGAGAGGAUUGCCUUUUCGUGCAACUGAAAAUGACAUUGCUAAUUUCUUUUCACCACUAAAUCCAAUACGAGUGCAUAUUGAUAUUGGAGCUGAUGGCAGAGCAACAGGAGAAGCAGAUGUAGAGUUUGUGACACAUGAAGAUGCAGUAGCUGCCAUGUCUAAAGAUAAGAAUAACAUGCAACAUCGAUACAUUGAACUAUUCUUGAAUUCCACUCCUGGAGGUGGCUCUGGAAUGGGAGGUUCUGGAAUGGGAGGCUACGGCAGAGAUGGAAUGGAUAAUCAGGGUGGUUAUGGAUCUGUUGGAAGAAUGGGAAUGGGGAACAAUUACAGUGGAGGAUACGGAACUCCUGAUGGCCUGGGUGGUUAUGGUCGUGGUGGUGGAGGCAGUGGAGGUUACUAUGGGCAAGGUGGCAUGAGUGGAGGUGGAUGGCGUGGGAUGUAUUAGAGCAAAAACCACCAACAUAAUAGUCCUGACAACAGAAUCUGGUCUACUAGACUUUCUUACAGAUUUAAUUUCUUUUGUAUUUUAAGAACUUUAUAAUGACUGAAGGAAUGUUUUCUCAAAUCUCAUUUGGUAAAGCAACAGAUUGUGAUGGGAAAAUCUGUUUCUGUAGGUUUUAUUUGUUGCAUACUUUCACUUAAAAUAAAUUUUUAUAUUCAAACCA